Messenger RNA from Aspergillus neoniger CBS 115656, 1379 nucleotides. RefSeq names its product putative zinc metallopeptidase. The transcript has 2 exons. NCBI's taxonomy places the organism in Eukaryota, Fungi, Ascomycota, Eurotiomycetes, Eurotiales, Aspergillaceae. The coding region runs from base 1 to 1278 and encodes 425 amino acids. The record is from RefSeq and is a predicted model, not a curated record. Gene Ontology annotation, molecular function: hydrolase activity.
AUGCAGCUUCGGCACGCAGCCUCCGAAACGGCCUUGAAGGACAUACUCGAGGAAGCCCGUCCUGACUUGACGCCAUUCGAGGACAUCUAUCGUGAUAUCCACAGCAAUCCCGAAUUGUCCUUCUGUGAAGAACGCACUUCUGCCAUUGCGGCCCAGCAUCUGAAAGAACUCGGCUACGAGGUACAUACACACAUUGGCGGCUACGGCGUCGCAGGCGUUUUGAAAAAUGGUGCUGGUCCGACAAUCCUACUUCGAGCCGACAUGGAUGCACUACCCGUGCAGGAGAAGACAGGACUUCCAUAUGCGAGCACGAAAGUCGCCAAAAACAAGGACGGGGUCGAGGUCCCCGUAAUGCACGCCUGCGGUCAUGAUACCCAUGUCGUCAGCCUGAUGGCUAGUGCUUCCCUCCUACAAUCCGCUAGAACUCAUUGGACAGGGACUCUGAUUUGCCUAUUUCAGCCAGCAGAGGAGCUCCUAUCAGGAUCCAGAGCUAUGAUAGAUGACGGUCUCUAUGAUAAAAUACCCGCCCCGGAUGUGGUAUUGGCAGCGCAUGUGAUGCCACUCAAAGCCGGCACAGUGAGCGUCCGUUCUGGUCGGCUACUAACCGCUGCAGAUUCAUUCAAUGUGCGCAUCUUUGGAAAAGGCGGUCAUGGUUCGGCGCCCGAGGCAUGUAUUGACCCCGUUGUUACCGGAGCGGCCAUCAUCUUGAAGUUGCAGACCAUCGUAGGGCGCGAGGUGCCUCCGGGACAACUGGCGGUGGUCACCUGUGGCUAUAUCCAAGCUGGUAUAGCGGCCAAUGUCAUCCCGGAUACCCUAGAUUUCAAGCUUGAUGUGAGGACAUGCGACGACUCGAUCCGCGAACGCGUAAUACGUGCGAUCAAGCGCAUCAUCCGCGCCGAAUGCGAGGCGGCCGGCUGCGAGAAGGAACCGCAAAUCGACCAUGUCAUGUCGACCCCGGCCACUAUCAACGACCACGCUACCGUGCGAGCUUUAUGCAAUACAUUCGGCUCUUACUUCGGAAAGCGACUCAUCGAGUCUGAUCCGGCAGGUGCCAGCGAGGAUUUUUCUUUACUCGCUAGAGCCGUGAACGCGCCGUACGUGAUGUGGACUUAUGGCGGGAUCGAUCCAGAGACAUGGGAUAAUGCAGCCAAGAAUGACACUGUGAAAGAUCUCCCGAGUAAUCACUCGCCAUUCUUCGCCCCAGUGAUCCAGCCCACCCUCCAAACCGCCGUGGAUGCCAUGUCUCUCGGCGCGCUGACAUUCUUGAAGCGAAAUUGAAUCUGUCACAUAGCACCCACCCUUCCUAAAUGUGAAAUCAAACACGACGCCAUGAACUGAAUGCCAAACAACCCACACCAUCCAUCCCCACACUAUCCCCA